This is a messenger RNA of Lathyrus oleraceus (garden pea), 825 nucleotides long. RefSeq lists its product as uncharacterized. Bases 1 to 825 code for a protein of 274 amino acids. Lineage: Eukaryota; Viridiplantae; Streptophyta; Magnoliopsida; Fabales; Fabaceae. The transcript has 2 exons. The record is from RefSeq and is a predicted model, not a curated record.
AUGGGUCAGAUAGCACAACAGUUAGCUUCAUAUUCUCAAGCCCCAGGCACCCUACCUAGUGGUACGGUAACAAAUCCGCUGGAACAUAACAUUGUUAACGUUAUCGUAACCCAAAGUGGAAAGUCAACGGAGGAAAACAGUGUUGAAAAAGAUGGAUUGUUAGAAGUGGAUUUAGAAAUCAAGGAAACCAAGGACCAAGAUGAUGAAGUGAUACUACCACCUGUCAAGGAGAAAGAGAAGGUUUCAAAACCAGUCAUCAAACUCCUUUACCCUCCAAGACAGAAAAAGAAAGAUCAACAUGAGAAAAAAUUUGAGAGGUUCUUGGAAAUGUUCAAAAAACUGGAAAUAAACAUCCCUUUUUCUGAGGCAUUAGAACAAAUGUCAAUAUAUGCCAAAUUCAUAAAAGACAUCAUCUCCAAGAAGCAUUCCACUGAUAUAGACCCGAUCAUCCUAACUGAAACAUGCAGUGCCAUUCUCCAAGGCAUCGGCACUGUUCAAGAUACUCGAAUGACACUUCAGUUUAUGGAUCGCUUUGUGAGGCGACCCUAUGGGAUUGUGGAAGAUGUUCUUGUGAAAAUUGACAAGUUUGUUUUCCCAGUUGACUUCGUCAUUCUGGAAAUGCCUGAAGAUGAGGAAAUUCCUCUCAUAAUGGGCAGACCUUUCUUAGAAACAGGACGGUGCAUGAUAGACAUCGAGGAAGGAACUCUGACCCUCAAAGUCUAUGAUGAAGAGUUAAAAAUAGAUGUGAGGAACACAAUGCAAUACAAAGAUAAUAUUGGCACAAGCCACACUAUAGAGAUAAUAGAUCAAGUAAUUGCUCAAUAA